AUGCAACCGUCGUCGCCUACACGCAGGGCUUCGCCAUCGGGCAUAGAAAACCCGAACCCAAUAGCAUCCACAUCGGCGCACACACUCGACAGCAUCCCAGCUCAAGCGGCAUCCACAUCCUUGUCGAUACCUCAGGGCGAUGAUACGAGUGCUGUUGUUGCCAAUGCUACCACCUCUUCUGCCUCUGCUCUGUCCCCUGCGAUAGCGGAACAGCCAGCCUCGAUCCUAAAGCAGACUUCCGACCUCAACGGCGGCAGCAGCACGGCACAUUCACUCGAUCUAAAUGCAGAUGCUACAAUACCUUCCUCCAUGCCAGCAUCUUUACAAGCGGCAGCGGCAGGGCUCAACGAAGAAGACGCCAAGCUUCUCGCGUCGUUAGCAGAAGGGAACGGUCUCUUGUCGCACCUCACCAAUCUGGCCGCCCAGAACGCCAGCUCGGAUCAGCUCAUCAGCGCGUAUGGCGAUCUCAUGCUCGACCCAUCCUCCACCGCGCUGCUCUCCGCCGGUCCUGCGUUCGACGCCGCGCAGCAAGCGUUUCAAGGCGCCGUUGACCUUAACGAGGCGCUCACUCGCCAGGAUAUGGAUUGGGACGACGAAGCCUUCGACGAUCUCGAACCUGAAGACGAGGACGACCAAGACUCUGGUCCCAUCCAGGCAUAUGCCAAGCUCGAGUUCCCCGGCUUCUCCUACUACAUCCAGACGCUCGACGUCACCAUCGGUCGUCGACCUGGCCAGUUGCAGCCCAACCCGCGUCCCGGAGCACAGCCGCCACAACUGCCCAAUGCAGCUUCCGGCCUUUCGCAGGCCCACAUCACCUCCGAGUCCAAGACCGAAGGCGACGUUGACGUCGAUCUCGGCCCGCUCAAGUCCAUCUCGAGGCUGCACGCACGCGUCUUCUACUACACGGGUCCCAUCCACCCUCCCAACUCGACCUUCCUCAACGGCACGCCCGCGCACAGUCGAGCCUCGAGCGGCAAUGGUUCUGCCCCUUAUCGCAUCACUUCGCCCACUGCCCUCAGUCGCGUCAACGGCUCCCACCUCUCUGGCCCAGAUGGCGCCGCUGCACAGGAUCCGUACAACAUCGCCUCGUACAUGGGAGCAGUCGCAGGCACCAAUCCUGAACAAGGCGAAGGCCAAUUCGUCUUGAUGGUGGUCGGUCGCAACGGCGCUUUCGUCGACGACGUCUGGGUCGAGAAGGGUGGCAUCGUCGUGCUGGGCAAACGAACAAAGAUUCAGAUUGCAGAACGUGUCUUUUACUUUGUGCUCCCCCCGCCGCCUGGCGCAGCAUCCUACAGCAUCGACGGUGAUAGCCAACGUGCGCACGACUCCGAGUCCGACUCGCUCUCGGAUCUCAGCAGCGAGGACCAAGCAGAAGAGGAGGAGGAGGAGGACAACGACGACGUCGACGAAGAAGAGGAUGGCGAGGACGAGGACCAAGUCGAUCAACGUGCUAGGUUGUCCAGCUCCGUCUCGAGCGAGGAGAGCGGUGGCGACGACGACGACGAUGAAUACGAGGGCCAGGACGAGCAUGGUCAAGGUGCAGCUCGAUCUGCUACCGCUAGAGGCCGGGGCCGCAGAAGAUCAUCAGCAGCUGCGGGCAAGGCUGAGCUCGAUGCUGUCAGUCGCGAUGACAGGCCCAAACGAAGACUUGUGCUCAAACCUAAGUCCAAGAUCGGCAAGGCAUCCACCGAUAUAGCAGAAGCAGAGGAUUCGGCCGCUGACGAGUCCAUGGAAGACCAACAGGAUCCUCUGCCAUCGCAAAGGGCAAAGGCGCUGAGCAAUGCGCAGAUCAAAGGCAGGGCGUCCUCCAAAACGACCGCAGCCGCCCUUGCCAACAGAGCUGCGGGCAAGGGCAAGGGCAAAGGCGCAGGGCGUGGCAAGAUGCCUACCAAAGGUCCUAUUCCACAGACUCGACCCGAUGGAGGCGACAGCGACAGCCUCGGCACGCCGAGCGCAGGAGAGCAGAGCAGCGAAGGCGAGCAAGACGAUGGCAUCACUUCACCACCGUCGGCCAGCAAUUCUCGUGGAGUCGCACCCGGCAAACGUCCAGCCAAGGGCACAAAGGGUCGGAAGAGCACCAAGAACGGCAAAGCAGCCAAGGCGGCCUUGUCCGAGGACACACUUACGGGCUCGGGUGGUGAAGCAGCAGCCGGCUCUACAGUCAAGAAGGAGUCGCCCACACCUUCGUGGGCCAUGGGCGCAGGCGUUGCAGGACGCAAGAGGAAGCGAGGCGAGCCGGCCACCGACGAAGAGCCGGCGCUCAAAGUGGGAACGCCGAUCGGUAUUGAAGCUCUCGAGGCUGCCAAACGUGCCAAAGCCGCCAAGGCCCGAGCCGAUGCCUCUUCGCGCGCUGCUUCCACCAGUCCCAAGAAGUCCAAGACAGGUGGCAGUGCACCCACGGUCCCGACAGCCAGCACGGCGACGACAGCCGAUGCUUCCGCAGCCGCCACAACGGCGGCUGAAGUGGCAGCAGAUGACGAUGUUGUCAUGCUGGAUAUCAAGCCGGCCCCCACCAAGUCAGCUCCAUCCUCUGCAAAGGCACUCUCGAAAGCAACCGCUUCCACAGCAUCCUCCAAGGCAACGGCAGCGACAGCCGCCUCGAAGCUGGCCACAGGACCCAGCGCUCCCUCAUCAUUACCAGCUAUCGCUCCAGCGACAACGGCACCCCCGCAUCCUGCUGGGACGACGGCUGCGGACACCUCUGCAGCGACUGCUUCCAAGGCAGGGCAGAAGGAUGCCGACAAAUCCACGCCAGCUUCCAGCACGCCAGCCAAAGCGAAGCCGGCCAAGCCCAAGCCGGCCAAACCGAAGAAGAAGAAGGGUGCAGCAGCAGAAGAGACGCCUCAAACCCCUUCCGGUGUCCCUGUUGCAUCAGGACCGAAGGCACCAAGCGGUGUUGCCGGCGACUCACCCAUGCCGACCGGUGGCUUCGCAGGUGCGUACGCACCCACUUCCAUGCCUUACGACCCCAACUCGGCGAGCGCCGCUUCGGCCAUCAUUGCCGCUGCUAAUGCCGUCUCUGGCUCGAUGCCUGGAUACGGGCAACCGACUGCUCAAGCACUGCCGCAUGCUGUGGGCCAGAUGCCCUCGGCGCUACCCAUGAUACCUUCCGCUGCUUCUGGACGCGGUGGCCCGGGUGCGGGUGUAGGGGCCGGUGCCUCGGGCGUCAAUGUGACAGGAGGCCACACGGCUGCGUACCCGACCAUGUCGAUGCCAACUACCAUGACAACCUUGCCCACUCCUGCGUCAACGCCUGCUCUCACUACUACCGCUGCCUCGGGCUCCGAUCCUUCUUCGUGGCCCACUACUGCCAGCAUCAUCGCAUCUGCAGCUAGUCUUGCCAAUGCGCAAGCCAAGCAAAACCAGAAGGCAGCAGCUGGCAGCGCUGCUGGGGCCAAUACAUCUGCUGGUAGCGCGACUCCGGUAGCGCCGACGAAGAACGCAACACCGGCACCAGCCGCAACAGUCGCCAAACCGCCACCGGGACCCGAGGACAAGCCAGACCUUUCCAACAUCGAGCUCAUCUCGCAGGCGCUUCGCUCGGAUCACUGCGCCAAGAAGGGUGGCAAGCUCACGCUGCAAGAGGUGUAUGAGUGGAUUGCCAACCGCUGGGUGUGGUUCAAGCGCAAUGGCAGACACACUGGCCGAGACUGGCAGAGCUCGAUUCGCCAUGCGAUCGGUUCGUCGCGCGACUUUACUCGCAUUCCUCGCAGAUCAGACGAGCCAGGCAAGGGCAUCUUUUACACCAUGUCGGACUCCCAGCUGGCAGAGCAGCAUCGCGCCAACCUUGCCAAGCAGAAGGAAGAGGCAGCGAAAGCGGCAGCGGCAGGAACUCCUGCCCCCACUGGCACGGCUGGAGCUGCGAGCGGUCCUGUGAUUGGCGGCGUGACCACAUCGGCAGCGUCGUUGCAUCAAGGUCCGAGUGCCGGCGCUCCUUCAGCCAACCCUGCAUCAGCAGCAGCGGCGGCCGGAGCAGCAGCAGCAGCUGGAACGCCGGGCUCGCUGCCUGCGAUCCGCAUUCCGCUCAUCAUCGGCACACCUCCCUCUUCCGCCGUUGCUGCAGCAUCGGACAAACCAAAGGCGGCUCCUGGCACCAUCGAGUCGUUGCUCGAGACGCCUCCUAUCGUGCAUCACGACGGCAAGCUCUACCUGAGCCCGCAGGUGUUUGGGCAUCUCAACGCAGGCCAGUUGGCGCAAAUCGAAGGGCUGGGGGCCCAACAGGCUCUGCAGGUCCUCCAAGCAUAUUUGGUGACGCAUCUCAAGGAGCGCAUGAGACAGCAGCAGGUGGCAGCCCAGAAGAAGGAUGCCAGCCCUGCGCCGGGCAAAGCUGCAACUGCUGGAAAGACGGCAGCAACAGCCAAAGCGGCGAAUACUCUGGCAUCGGAAGCCAUGUCAACUCCGUCUGCAUCUCCUGCACCGGUUACUGCCUCGUCCUCGAACACGAAAGUCAACGUCGCAGGAGCCAAUGGUUCUGCCUCGCGUCUCAACUCGGCGGCAUCGCCCGCUCCCGCGGGCCCGCUGAACACGCCGGUACCGGUAACAACAUCGCUGCCGAAGCCUCCUGGAUCUGCCACGUCUCUGCACCCGAUGACGACGCUUCCCAAGCCGGUGCUGCCUGCGCCUCUGAAGCCGUCGAUUCCGAGCAGCGCACAGAACGCGACUGCCAGCAGCAAGGCGAACGCACCAAGCCCUACGUCUGCUGCAUUGAAUACGUCACAGACCGCGAGAGGAGCCUCGACGACCAGCUCGAAAGGGGCGGAUACAGCUGGUACGGCGCCUUCCGUGCCCCCUGUGGGACCGGCAGCCAAGGCGCCUGUCCUCCCAAGCACACCGCUUCGGACUUCUGUGCCCGCUGGACCCUCAGGGGCCAACAAGUCGAGCACGCCAGCUCCUACCGUUGCUGCUUCCACCACAGGCCAGGCUACCUCACAGACACAGUCAAGCGGCGCCGAGCCAGUUGCUGUUUCUGUCACAACGCAGAAAGCGGCAUCGCCUGUCAAGCAGACUGCGCCCGCCACAACACAGACCGCCAGCGCUCUAGGCAGUGGAGCCAGCAAGCCGGCCCCGAACGAUGCCGCGAGCCCCAGCACCAGCGUUCCUUCCGCUGCUACUGCUGCCGUCUCGGCCACAAGUACUUCGGCUUCCGACAGCGACGACCCGCUCUCUGCGCUGUCUGCCCUCGCGGCUCACCCGGAAGCAGCGGCCCUAAUUGCACUGUUGCGCAAGCAGCAACAGGAGAGUGGUGCAGGUGGAGGAAAGCAGCUGGCAAAGCUGACGCCGGGGCAACUUCAGCUGCUUCAGAUGGCCAACAAGCUUGCGGCGCAGCAGGGCAAGAAGGGCGGCAGCGGCAAGAAGAAGAAGAAGGCGUCGACGGGCACGGGGACGGGCACUCCGGAAGGCACUGCGACGCCUGGACCGAGUGGACGAGAGUCUUCGCUGGCUCCAGCCGGGCCGAGUCCGUCGCCUGGUCCCAAAAGCUAG
Sporisorium graminicola is the source of this 5481-nucleotide messenger RNA. RefSeq lists its product as uncharacterized. Gene Ontology annotation, cellular component: nucleus. The transcript has a single exon. Gene Ontology annotation, biological process: regulation of ribosomal protein gene transcription by RNA polymerase II. The coding region runs from base 1 to 5481 and encodes 1826 amino acids. Gene Ontology annotation, molecular function: sequence-specific DNA binding; protein binding; DNA-binding transcription factor activity. The record is from RefSeq and is a predicted model, not a curated record. NCBI's taxonomy places the organism in Eukaryota, Fungi, Basidiomycota, Ustilaginomycetes, Ustilaginales, Ustilaginaceae.